GAAUAUUGGAGUCAACUGUGGUUCACUUCAUGUAUUAUUUUCCUUGAAGGACUCGGAAGAAUAUCAUUCAUCCAGAUCCAGGCAAGGAGGCCGAUUGGGUUAUUCAUCUGAAAAGCGAAUUUAGUAACAAAAAAGAGAGUCGGUUUCCCGGAGUGUCCAUAGAAGAUCAUCAUCAUCAUUACGAUCGUCACUACUCUGGGGUCUGAACGCGAGUCGUCGCUAUUGUGUAACAAUAAUUUGCGUGCGUGUGUGAACCCUUAAAGAGUUAGUUGCGCUGUUAUAGAAAACGCUAGCAUGGAAUGUGAUUAAGUUCCAGCGGGUGUGGCAGAGAGAGUUAACCAGCACCACCCGUUUUCAGAGACAAUGCUUCAUAAGAAAUUUGAACUUGACACCUCCAGCACAAGGUUGAGAGAAGACGACGCACACCUGGAACGCGACGAGUCGCGAGAAUACCGUAUCUCGGACCAAGAAGCCGUCCGUUGCGCACUCAGCAUUCCGGAAGAGUUUGUUCCAACGCCGCAUAAGGAAUUUAUCAAGGAUUUAGAGGUUCAACAAGAGACCAAGACUAAGCGUCAGAUCAAGAAACACCCCAUGAUUUCCACUACUAAACCAAAGCCAUCCAUACAAAAUGGUGGUGGGGAGGGGGAGUACAGAAUCAUUAAUAAAACUCUUCUGGUCCGAGAACGUGAACGGAAACUGCGUUCUGCGUUCGCAAAAUAUAAGAAAUGGGAUGAAGCCGAGCGGUGCAAAGUAGAGCUGCUGGAUGAUAAUAAAAUCAUGGUUAAUAAUGUCAUCAUGGACGUGAAUCAUUCCGAUUAUAUCAGAGAACAAGAUGUAACCUUAGAUCUGGAUGAAGACUAUCGAACAUGUUCUAUGCCCCCGCUCCCCACGCUUCCGUCAUCGCAAACGCCGGUCGCCGUCACCUCCACCUCAAAGAAUGGUGAAACGGACCCCUGCACAUCCGCUACUUGUCGACUAGGUUGUAUAUGUGAAAGUAUUAAACGGGAUCCCGUCGUCAGGACACAUUGCGGAAAACCACGGUGCUUUUUCGAAUGCACUUGCCAACAAUCAAUGUUUAACAAUGGGGAUGAUGGCGACAUUCGAUCAAGGCUGCGACCCCGAGUCAGCCUCCUUAAUUGGCGUUUUAUGGAGUCAGCAGAGAGAGAUAAAGACCCACCACCUGUUAACUAUCGGCAAUUGGAGCGGGGUGUUGCUGUCUAUCCACGCAUGAGGCGGGUUGCUGUCGCCCCGCAAAGAUUUAGGAACGAGUAUAUCAUGUCAUCGAAAUUUAAAGAUACAUUUAAUCGCGAGCGGAGGAAACCAGUGGUGGGAAUUUCUAAGUUUAUCAGAAAGCCUCCCACCACGACUUCAGUCAAGCGGGACGCGACCGGCUCAAUUUAUCGUCGCAACUACAUCGUCAAGCCUUCGACGAAGCAAAAAGAAAAUUCGGUCCCUAGCAAGAUGAACGUGCGACCCUGCACUGUAGCACUUGAUCCCUUAAAACCACCGGAGAAAAAGGAAAAGAAAGAGGAUGUUGUUCCACAAGAGCUGGCGGAACAAAAGCCGCUAGAGAUUCCUAAUCUCAUCAAAAUUAUUCAGCGUGAUGCGAUGAUAGUGUUGAUGGGAGAGGAUUCUCUAUGCUUUGUAACGUUCAGCUUGCAGUUCAAGCAUCCGAAGGCAGUUAUUUAUAAGGAAGUUGAUGGAGAUCGGGCCGAUGUCCCGUGGCUUUACCUUCCGUUUCCAUCGUCUGGAGAAUCCUGGUUGUUCCACCCAAUCCAGCCGGACACUGAUACCAUGUUCACUUGCAUUCCUGAGAUUAAUUGUCUCAUCCCGUCAGUCGCUUUAAGAAUGCACAUCAAUAUGGCUAAUGCCAAGGCCAAGACUGUAGCGCUGAAGAUGUUAUGGGUUGGUCAGGACUCUAAGAAGCGACAAGGCAAUAUUUACAUUUUGCCGGCACUUCAGAAUGUUCUAAUUUGUGGACCGUUUCCACACUAUUUGAUGACGACCCGAUUCAAUUCUAGUUUCCAUCAAGUAGAUCGAAUAGUGAACGUGUGUUCGAUGGCGGAUCACCUGAAUUCGGGACGUUUUGCUGGCGAUCCUAAGUCUUGGAACCAUUUCUUUACUGAAAAAAAAGAACGCAUUUCUAAAGAAUUACAAGAGAGGGUAAAGAAUUCUGUUGUCCUUAAAGACAAGAUAAUUCCUGCUAACGUAAUAAUGGCGGCGUCCGGAUUUGAUUCCAAUGACUCGAGUUCGUCCUCAUCAGACUCGGAAUCACCGAAGCCGGGAACAAGCAAGGCUAGUUUAGUUAAGCCACCAGAGAGACUGAGCGUUUCCUGGAGUGACGCAUCGAAACUGUUGUCCGUGCAGCCUUGAAGGAGUCAAAACUAUCACAUGCGCAUUAAUAAUAUAAAUUAAAUUAUACUCAGUCGUAUUGAAUUUUUCUAUUGUUUGUUUCUUCUUCUUUCUUAAUAUCUUUUGUUAGGAAACAGUAGUAACAAAUUACUUUAUGAGCUUUCCAGCGAAUCCUAGUGAUAAUAAGCUCAAAAAUAAUGAAACCGUCUCAAGUCUUUAAAUUCUUGUACAAUUUGUUUGUUUUCAUACUUUGUUCAAUCAGUUGAUAGUUGAGGGACUGCAGGUUAUUAUUAUAAUGACUACGCUUGCAGUUGCUGAGUAAAUAUACAGGGUCUCUAUAUUAUAUGUAUUGUGAAUCAUCACAAUUUGUGUUAAUAAUUGUUGUAAGUCGUUUAUUCGAAAAUUGUUACUUCUCAUCCCCAUCAGGGUUCCCAUUUGUAAUGAUGAUCGGAUAAUUAUCGACACAUUGCAAAUAAAUUUUCCAAAUUCUAUUUAAUUUUGAUCAUCACAUUCUGUUAAUCAAUCUCAUUCUCAAUUAAUGACUAUCCUCCCAAUGUGCCUGUUCGCUAUAAAAUUUCUCUGUUAACGAUUCCAAAGUCCUCACGUGGAGGACAGGACACGACGAAAUGUUUGUUUUUUUAUACAUAUGUGCGAAAGAGCGGUGCAGGAGUAUUAUUCUCUUCAUGUUAAGAUAUUACAGUUUAUUCAUUUGUUAUAUGUAGUUGAAACAGAAUAAAUUCAAUAUGAGUAAAAAGUA
Messenger RNA from Folsomia candida, 3109 nucleotides. RefSeq lists its product as uncharacterized. Bases 364 to 2373 code for a protein of 669 amino acids. The transcript has 8 exons. NCBI's taxonomy places the organism in Eukaryota, Metazoa, Arthropoda, Collembola, Entomobryomorpha, Isotomidae. The record is from RefSeq and is a predicted model, not a curated record.